Molecule: messenger RNA, 1767 nt
Organism: Triticum aestivum (bread wheat)
Lineage: Eukaryota; Viridiplantae; Streptophyta; Magnoliopsida; Poales; Poaceae
Product: receptor kinase-like protein Xa21
Exons: 2
Coding region: 1-1767 (588 amino acids)
Biological process (GO): protein phosphorylation
Molecular function (GO): protein kinase activity; protein binding; ATP binding
Source: RefSeq, a predicted model, not a curated record
AUGAGCAAUCUCCAAGAACUCAACCUUGCCAACAAUAGCUUGUCUGGCACCAUCCCAGCAGAAAUCACUGGAUUAACAAGCCUGGCUAAGUUGCAUCUUGACAGCAAUAGACUCGUUGGUCCCAUUCCAAGCAGCAUCAGUAACCUAAGACAGAUACAGAUCAUGACACUAUCCCGCAACUCAUUGUCUUCAACCAUACCAACAAGCCUAUGGCGCCAUCAGAAACUAAUUGAGCUUGAUUUGUCGCAGAACUCUUUCAGUGGUUCCCUACCGGAAGAUGUAGGGGAACUGACUGCAAUUACCGAGAUGGACCUGUCGAGCAACCAGCUAUCAGGUGAUAUCCCAACUUCAUUCGGCGCACUGCAGAUGAUGAUCAAUCUGAAUCUGUCGAGGAACUUAUUAGAAGGAUCAAUACCAGACUCAAUUGGAAAGUUACCAAGUAUUGAGGAGUUGGACUUUUCCUCCAAUGCGCUUUCUGGUGUCAUUCCGACGUCAUUGGCCAAUCUGACUUACCUUGCCAACUUGAACCUCUCUUUCAACAGGCUAGAUGGUCAGAUACCAGGAGGAGGUGUGUUCUCCAACAUCACCCUCGAAUCAUUGAUGGGAAACAGUGCACUCUGCGGCCUUCCAAGGAAAGGAAUAGCGCCAUGCCAGAACAACACACACUCAAGGUCAAAACAACUACUGCUGAAAGUGAUAGUACCUGCAGUAGUGACAUUAUCUAUUUUAUCAGCUUGCAUGUACAUGUUGGUUAGAAGAAAGAUGAAUAAGCAAGGAAAGAUGUCACUGCCCUCAAACACAGACUUGACGAACUACCAGUUGAUCUCAUACCAUGAACUUGUCCGUGCAACAAGCAACUUCAGUGCUGAUAACCUCCUAGGGGCUGGAGGCUUUGGUAAAGUCUUCAAAGGCCAGCUAGAUGAUGAGUCUGUCAUUGCGAUAAAGGUCCUCAAUAUGCAAGACGAAGUAGCUUCAAAGAGCUUUGACACGGACACGGAGUGCCGUGCACUACGAAUGGCCCGGCACCGGAACCUGGUCAGGAUAAUCAGCACUUGCUCUAAUCUUGACUUCAAAGCAUUGGUUCUCGAAUAUAUGCCUAAUGGCAGCUUAGAUGAUUGGCUGCAUUCAAGCGAACGGAGGAACAUCAGUUUCCUGCAGAGGCUUGGAAUCAUGCUGGAUGUUGCAAUGGCAAUGGAGUAUCUGCAUCACCGGCACUUCAAAGUUGUCCUGCAUUUCGAUUUAAAGCCGAGCAACAUUUUGCUUGACAUGGACAUGACUGCACAUGUUGCCGAUUUUGGGAUUUCCAAGCUGCUGGUUGGAGACGACAACUCUAUCGUGUUAACGAGCAUGCCCGGCACUGUAGGAUACAUGGCACCAGAGUUUGGAUCAACGGGGAAAGCAUCACGGAAGAGUGACGUUUACAGCUUUGGGAUUGUUCUCCUUGAAGUCUUCACGAGGAAAAAACCAACUGAUCCAAUGUUUACUGGUGAGCUGAGCUUAAGGCAGUGGGUUAACCAAUCAUUCCAAUAUGAACUCUCAAGUGUCACCGACCGUGGCCUGCUGCAAGAUGAACCAAAGCACGGUAUUGAUAAGAUAAGCAAUCCCUCCGAGGACUCCUCUGCCAUCUUGAAUACUUUCCUGGUGUCCAUCAUCGAGUUGGGCUUAGUUUGCUCAAGAACUGCACCUGAUGAGAGAAUGCCAAUGGAUGAUGUGGUUGUCAGAUUGAACAAGAUCAAGUCAAAUUACUGCUCUCAAGUAAGGAAAUAA